Messenger RNA from Aedes albopictus (Asian tiger mosquito), 2814 nucleotides. Its product is annotated as zinc finger imprinted 3. Gene Ontology annotation, cellular component: nucleus. The coding region runs from base 938 to 2503 and encodes 521 amino acids. The transcript has 3 exons. The record is from RefSeq and is a predicted model, not a curated record. Gene Ontology annotation, biological process: regulation of gene expression. Lineage: Eukaryota; Metazoa; Arthropoda; Insecta; Diptera; Culicidae.
CAUGCCGGCACUGAUAACGUCGGAAUGUAAACAAAGCACAUAGACAUGCGCGCCUAGCUGUUGGUCUCCCCUCCCCAAAAAGGAGGCAUGGUAAGAAGCGACACGCACACACAGCCACAUGCGAUCACGUCCAUCCAGCCAGAAUCGGAUAUGGCACGGACUACUGACUGGCGUGUGCUGCAUGGCCAAUGAAGAGGACGAUUGUCACUUCUUCAUUCUUCUGUCGGCUGUCGCAGCAGAAGCACGCGUUUUCGGGGUGACUACAUGUGUUUCGUCGUUUGAAAUCUAUUUUGGGGAUUGAGUGUGUUUCGAGUGAUUCGAAAAGAUUGCAAAUCGUGACAAUUAUACUUUGGGAAAUGAGUGCAGUUAAUACAGUGAUAGGAGUGAGGAAAUAUCAAAAUGAUGGUGAUGCGCAACGGUGAAUAGUUUCUUGAUUAGAGCAUAUCGUCCACGGUGUGGGUGUAGUCUGGUGAAGAAAGAAAAUAAUACUCAUUCAUAUUCAGCUCGCUUAUCCGAGCGACGUGACGGCACUGCAAAUUGGAAGAAAUUUUCAUUAUAUAGGUGUGCAAUACCGAAGAGAAUAUAAGCGAACAAGUGUACCACUAUAUACGACGGUGAAGACGACAACAACGACGGACGGUUUGUCCGGGAUUCAUGAUGGAAGCUCGUGCAGGGGCGUGAUUUAAUUCUAGCGACCAUUACCGGCACCGAGACUUUGCCAACGUCGUCAUUGGAGCUGCAGCGCAAAGAAGGACGACGUGACGUGAUCAUUACGGUCCGAAGGUCGGAGGUGAUUCAGGCACGGAUAUUCGAUUUAAAGAAACAGCGGCUCCAGUAACCUGUGAUCAGCGAUUUCCAAUUUGAUCCGUGCGUAUCAGGCGCGAAAUUACUUAGCUCGGAGCCGUGCGAAUCGUUCAGUCGGCGACCAACUGCUGCAAUGAACACGCUCUACCUCGUGUACGUGCCCCACACGGUCGAACAAGGUACACCUGCUGUCCAGCAGCUUUCUACGUUCGAGUAUGCCACCGUGGAAAUUGUCAACGGCAUCCGAGUUCCACUGGAUCCUGUUGCUUCGAUACAGCAACAGCCGGGACCGACGACGAACGGGAAUGUGGUCCAGCAGCAGAUGAAAUUUGGCAGAAAAGCUGAUCGCACACAUCUGUAUGCCGACUCGCCGACAAUCGAUCCAAAUAAGGAAAUCCUGCUAUCGGAACGACUUGCAAAGGAAAAUUGGGUCGAUAAGGAUCGAUUCUUGGAGUCGAAAGAGAUUGACGCUCGGUUGGAAUCGCAUUUCUAUCCACCAUUGGAUUACUUUACCUCUGAUCGCCUGCCAAUAGUCAACCCAGAUACAAUAAUUGAGGAUUCUACUUCGAGCCUCGACGAAGGAAUUGGCCUCAGUGCGACAGAUGAUUCCGGUGACGAUCAGAGCCUACCGGAUGACAACAACAACAACCACCACAACGACAGCAAUAAUCUCCAUCCAGAUAGCAAAGACGACGACGACGAAGACAGCGAAGAAGUUGGAGUCGAUGGAAGGGACAUUAAUUUUGCGCUUAUCAAGAGCAAGAAAAAGCGGAAGGCUAGCGAUAAUAAAUCAUACAAAUGCGAAAUCUGUGAGGAACUGUUUCCGAAGAAAAAACUGCUCCGUGACCAUCUCGUCGGGCAGCAUCCGGGCCAGAAUCUGAACCGGUGUCACAUCUGCGGCAAGACGUUCAAGUUACGGUCCAAUUUGCGCCAGCACUCGAGAAUCCACACCGGAGAGCGCCCCUUUCGGUGCGACAUUUGCGGGAAAACUUUCGUGCAGGGCAGUGCGUUGACCGUCCAUAAGGAGCUUCACAAGGAUAAGAAAGAACACAAGUGUGAUGUGUGUAAGAAAGACUUCAAGUCAAAGUUUGCUUUCAAGAAGCACGAAAAAGUGCACAAAGGGCUGAGGCCUUUUAUCUGUGAUGUCUGUGGGAAGUCCUUUACUCAGUCAUGUAAUUUGAAAGCACACCUACAGUUACAUAACGGGACGCAUGCUUUCAAAUGUACAACCUGCUUCAAGACAUUUCGGUUUAAAUCGCACUACGAGGACCAUCUAAUGACUCACACGAAGGACAAGAAGUACUCGUGUGGCAAAUGUGGCCGUAAUUUUGCCUAUAAAAACUCCUACCAACGCCACAUGCAACAUAUCCACAGGGAUGAAACGCCACACCAGUGCGGGGUUUGUAGCAAAACUUUCGUAAAACUAAGCCACUUGACGUUCCACAAAAAGUCCCACCGAAAGGCCGGCUCGUUAAUAUGUGAAAUUUGCGGUUUGGUGUUCGAGAAGGAGACUACCUUCGCCAAGCACAACGAAACUGUUCACCGCGAUGAAGACCAACAGAGACUGUUUAAAUGUGUCAUAUGUAGCAAAUCCUUCGAGGAGGAAUCCGACCUGACGACUCACUUUAUGCUGCACGAGGCAGAUGACUGUCCCUUCCAGUGCGGGAUGUGUGGGAUUUUGAACCUGAGCCAGGCGUAGGUAAUUAGCAAACGAAGCAAGGGGACGGAGAACCUUUUGCACGCGCCCCGAACGGUGGUUCUUUAUGCAUUCCUAGAUAAGCAAAAGGAAAAGUGUUGUGAUAUGUGGAAAUAUUUAGGACUCUCUUGUUGUACAACAUUUAGAUUAGGAUAAGAUUAUUUUUAAUUAUUCACUCGUAGGGAUCCCCAAGCAGGGCAAGAACAAGCUGAGUAGAAAGGCUAAGAGGGAUAAGAGAGUUAACUCUUCUGGGGCAAUAAUUUCAUAAAUUUAAAUUACAAUAAAGAUCGUAUUAGUCAUAUCUGGAAACCGUA